This is a messenger RNA of Protopolystoma xenopodis, 1015 nucleotides long. Lineage: Eukaryota; Metazoa; Platyhelminthes; Monogenea; Polystomatidea; Polystomatidae. The record is from the annotation of a GenBank genome assembly.
UUGUAGAGCAUUGUACCCAACUCAGGUUGCCAAACAACCUGCAAACUUAGAAAAAGUUAACGCAUUAGAAGAACACUUUUUUCGCUACGCAUCUAUAGAAUAUAGGGGCAAGUAUCUCAUGGCACCGAUUAGGAAAAAAAGAAUAAUAACAGACCAAGAAGCAAGAAAUUUUCUUGGGAGAACUCCUUCUAAAUCUUCUGGUUCUCCACAAUUUUUUCGUAGUCUUCACAAUGAUGGUUUGAUCUCAUAUUCCGAAUUUUUGUUUCUUAUUUGUGGGCUCGCAAGUAUAUUUUGUAUGGUUAAAUUAUACCUAGAGUCAAAAAGAGGCUUACAUAUUGCUUUCAAAAUGUUUGACAGAGAUUUAAAUGGCUCAAUAGAUUCAGAUGAAUUUCAUAUAGUAAUGCUUCCGUACUCUUAUCUGAUUAAUCAAAUAAUUACUAAGGCUAAAGAGCACCAAGAAUCUAAUAAAGAUAGAAGUUCAGCCUUAUAUUUAUCUCCACAUGAUUCAAUUAAUACCACUAUAAUGUAUCAUUUAUUUGGUGCAUCUGGGAAAGAAACGCUUACAUAUGAUGAAUUUUUCAAAUUUAUGGAGGAUACCCAGACAGAAGCACUAGAAGUUGAGUUCUCUUACCAUGCUAAAGGGUCAACAUUUAUAAGUACCUUAGAUUUCGCAAAUAUUUUAUUGAAAAAUACGAACAUUUCUCCAACUGAAUAUAACUCUUGUCUUGAGAGAUUGGAAAUGAAUGCCUAUGCCAAUGAGUAUUUAGAGGAUUUUGGGAGGGCCAUACAAAUAUGUACUGGACAUGAUAUUUCACUAACCCUGCUGCGAACCUUAUUUUAUCUGUUUGACACUGAUGGGGAUGGAUCACUCAGUCACAAAGAAUUUAUACAAGUUAUGAAAGAUCGAUGUUCGUCAAGACUGGAUUUGGCUAUGGGUGCAAGAUCGUCUAUAUGGGACACCUUCCGAUCUUGUAUGGCAAAUAAUCUUCGUGGAAAAAACUUGAGGGAUUUGUGA